CCAGUUGCUGUUGAUGCCACGAGGUAUUCGUCAUGGAGCCCGCGCCCCGGAGCCCUCUUGUGCCGCCGCCGCUGCUGCUGCUGCAGCUGCUGCUGCUGCUGGGCCUGAGCUCAGGAGCUGUCAUCAACCAGCCCACGGUGGAGGGCAAGGAAGUAUGGGAUUAUGUGACUGUCCGGAAGGAUGCCCACAUGUUCUGGUGGCUCUACUAUGCCACUAACUCCUGCAAGAACUUCUCAGAACUGCCUCUGGUCAUGUGGCUUCAGGGUGGUCCAGGCGGUUCCAGCACUGGAUUUGGAAACUUUGAGGAGAUUGGGCCCCUUGAUAGUGACCUCAAACCACGAAAAACAACCUGGCUCCAGUCUGCCAGUCUGCUCUUUGUGGAUAACCCUGUAGGCGCUGGCUACAGUUAUGUGAACAAGAGUGAUGCAUAUGCCAAAGACCUUGCCACGGUGGCAUCAGACAUGAUGGUUCUCCUGAAGACAUUCUUCGAUUGCCACAAGGAAUUCCAGAAAAUUCCAUUCUACAUUUUCUCAGAGUCCUAUGGAGGAAAAAUGGCUGCUGGCAUUGGUCUAGAACUUCACAAGGCCAUUCAGCAAGGGACCAUCCAGUGCAACUUUGCUGGCGUUGCUUUGGGUGACUCCUGGAUCUCUCCUGUUGAUUCGGUGCUCUCCUGGGGACCCUACCUGUACAGCAUGUCUCUUCUCGAUGACCAAGGACUAGCAGAGGUGUCUCAAGCUGCAGAGCAAGUCCUGGAUGCCAUAAAUAAGGGACGCUACAAAGAGGCCACAGAGCUGUGGGGGGAAGCAGAAAAUGUCAUUGAACAGAACACCGAUGGGGUGAACUUCUACAACAUCUUAACAAAAGACACACCCAUGUCGGCAAUGAAGUCAAGUCUAGAAUUCACCCAGAGCCACCUAGUUCAUCUUUGCCAGCGCUACGUGAGACGCCUACACCAAGAUGCCUUAAGUCAGCUCAUGAAUGGUCCCAUCCGAAAGAAGCUCAAAAUCAUACCUGAGGAUUGCUCCUGGGGAGCCCAGGCCCCCAACGUCUUCAUAAACAUGCAGGGGGACUUCAUGAAGGCGGUCAUCAGCAUUGUGGAUGAGUUGCUGGAAGCCGGCGUCAAUGUGACUGUGUAUAAUGGACAGCUCGAUCUCAUCGUGGACACGAUGGGUCAGGAAGCCUGGGUGAGGAAACUGAAGUGGGCAGAACUGUCUAAAUUCAAUCAGCUGAAGUGGAAGGCCCUGUACAGUGACCCUGAAUCUUCGGAAACAUCUGCUUUUGUCAAGUCACAUAAGAACCUGGCUUUCUACUGGAUUCUCAGAGCUGGGCACAUGGUUCCUUCUGACCAAGGGGAAAUGGCUCUGAAGAUGAUGAGGCUGGUGACUCAUCAAGAAUAGGAUGGUCAGGCUGCAGCUGGGUGCACAUUGGACCAGAGGAGUGUUUGAACUAAAAUGAAAGGCUGAAUGAUGGGGAGGCUACAGCAACAGGGACAUCAGUUUCUCUCUUCUGAUGACUCUCAAGACUAACUGGCUGAAGACACGGGGAUGUCAGUGGUUCACUCUGGCGAUCGCUUGGCUGCCUGGGGUCUGCAGCUCGCUGCUACUGCCCAGCAUGAUGAGAGAGUGUCAUCCUACCUGUCACUCGCCCAGGAAAAGAUCAAUAUUCAAAGUACAGUUUGUACUGAAUGCAUAUCACUUUCACACCAUCAUAAAACCAAGAAAUUGAAAGUUGAACUAUCAUAACUCUGGGACUGUCUGUACAUACAUAUUUUUUAUAAAAAUGGAAUCAUCACGGUAUGUAAUUUCACCACCUACUUUGUUCACACAUCAAUAUGUCCUAAACUGUUCAUGUCAAUAAAUAUUCUUCUAUAACAUUUUUAAGACUGUUG
This is a messenger RNA of Talpa occidentalis (Iberian mole), 1888 nucleotides long. It is a transcript of the gene SCPEP1, whose product is annotated as serine carboxypeptidase 1. Gene Ontology annotation, biological process: proteolysis. Gene Ontology annotation, molecular function: serine-type carboxypeptidase activity. The coding region runs from base 33 to 1397 and encodes 454 amino acids. The record is from RefSeq and is a predicted model, not a curated record. Lineage: Eukaryota; Metazoa; Chordata; Mammalia; Eulipotyphla; Talpidae. The transcript is spliced from 14 exons.